Nelumbo nucifera (sacred lotus) is the source of this 2327-nucleotide messenger RNA. Its product is annotated as pentatricopeptide repeat-containing protein At2g13420, mitochondrial-like. Gene Ontology annotation, cellular component: mitochondrion. Gene Ontology annotation, molecular function: protein binding; mRNA binding. The record is from RefSeq and is a predicted model, not a curated record. Lineage: Eukaryota; Viridiplantae; Streptophyta; Magnoliopsida; Proteales; Nelumbonaceae. Gene Ontology annotation, biological process: RNA processing; mitochondrion organization.
UCCGCCGCUGUGUUCCCGCUACUUCUGUAGCCUCUACACUCUACCCUCUAGCGACAUUGCAGAGAAUACAUGACAAGGUGGCAAUUCAGUGAGCAUUUCCUGAGGCUUGGUGGUAGAGGUUAGUCGACGUCGCCAAUGGCGUUCAGGUUAGCUCAUCGCCAUUUUUCUCUGGUGUCCUAUUCCUUUUUUAAAAUACGCUUCUUAUCCUACGCAUCCGAUUUUAACGAGCCCCUCCAAAACGAAGAGACGGAACUAAGGUUUUCAGAAACCCUAAAGCCCGCGCUUCCUUCUCUCCAGAUAUCCAAAGACGUAGACAUGGUUUCCAGAAUCUUAAUCGAACAGCAUAAUCCUUUUCAUACCAUGGAAUCCUCUCUACAACUUAAUGGCAUUAGAGUUUGUACUCAUCUGGUUCACCAAACUCUAAUUCGACUAAGAAAUGUCUCAAAGAUCGCAUUAGGAUUCUUCAUUUGGGCAAAAGAUCAGGCGAAUUACCGGCAUGAUGCCGUCGCCUAUGAUCUGAUGAUUGAUAUAUUAGGAAAAGUACGCCAAUUCGAUGUCGCUUGGCAAUUAAUCAUUGAAAUGGAUCAGCUGAAUCUGAGACCCACUUCAAAAACUUUUGGCAUCUUGAUUCGUAGAUUAAUAGCUGCAGGUCUUACUCGUCAAGCAAUUCGUGCCUUUGAUGACAUGGAAAAUUUCAUAGAGAGAGAAGCGGAUGGAGAAGAUUUCCGCUACCUUCUUGAUACGCUUUGUAAAUACGGAUAUGUGAAGGUUGCUACGGAGAUCUUUAAUAAAAGGAAAUUUAAAUUUGAACCCGAUGCUAAAACUUAUACAGUUCUGAUUUACGGUUGGUGUAAGCUGAACAAACUCCAAAUGGCCGAAAAAUUCUUUAGGGAAAUGGCGGAUCGUGGAUUCGAGCCAAACAUCGUUACUUAUAAUGUUCUCUUAGAUGGAAUCUGUCGGAGAUCAAGUUUGCAUCCUGAAGCCCGAUUUGAGAGAACCAUUCGAGCAGCAGAGAACUUGCUUGAUGAAAUGCAUAGGAAAGGAAUAGAACCUGAUGUCACAAGCUAUUCUAUUGUUCUCCAUGUUUAUAGUCGGGCCCAUAAACCAGACUUGUCUCUUGAUAAGAUAAAUUUGAUGAAAGACAAAGGAAUUUGUCCUACAAUAGCAACGUAUACAUCCGUCAUUAAAUGCCUUUGCUCCUGUGGUAGACUACAAGAUGCAGAAGAACUGCUUAAGGAAAUGGUGGCUAAUGGAGUAAGCCCAUCUGCUGCCACUUAUAACUGUUUCUUUAAGGAAUACAGAGGGAGGAAGGAUGCGGAUAGUGCUUUGAAACUUUAUAGGAAGAUGAAGGAUGGAUCUUCUUGCAUGCCUAGCAUGCACACAUAUAACAUCUUAGUGGGAAUGUUUUCAAAACUAGAUCAGAUGGACAUUGUACGAGAGAUAUGGGAUGACAUGAAAGAGAAUGGAGUUGGGCCAGAUUUGGAUUCCUAUACAUUAUUGAUUCAUGGGUUGUGUGACAAGAAGAAGUGGAGAGAUGCUUGCCAUUUCUUCGUGGAAAUGAUAGAAAAGGGUUUUCUUCCACAGAAGAUUACAUUUGAGACUCUCUACCGAGGUCUCAUACAGUCUGAUAUGUUGAGAACUUGGAGAAGAUUGAAGAAGAAGCUUGAGGAAGAGUCUGUAACAUUUGGUUCUGAAUUUCAGCGUUAUCAUUUCAAACCUUAUAGGAGGUGAUAUGCCAAUUGCCAAGGGUAUUGACUAUUGAGUUAAGAAAAACUUCUGAGUUAUAAGUUUUUGCCCCAUGGGCCAUGUUAUCACUCCAAAUUCAACUCUGAUGCCAAUGGUGGAUAUGAUGAAGGAUUCAGUCAAUUUUUAAGUUGCACUCAGAUCCUGCGACGUGGAUGACAUAUGAUGUCUAAAUCCACUCAAGGUGGAGAUGGUGCUGGUGCUGUACAGUUAAGAAAUGCAAUAACGCAAAGAAAUAUUUUAAAAAGUAAGAAGGAUGAAAAGUUGUAUGGGAUUAACCUCAAUUAUGACGCUGGAAGUUGCAGCAAUCAUCUCCUUUCUCAGCCGCAACAAGCUCAGAAUAAAGAAGAUUUAUUCUCUCAAGAAAGCCUUUGGAUGCCUCAAUCGCCUUUGAAGGAGGAACGGAGCAAUUCCAGUCUCCAGAGAGGGGUUUCUCCUUGUAUCCAUCGCCCAAAAGUUUCUCAACUCAUUCCGGGUGUUCUGUUCAAAACCAACAUUGUUGAAUUACUAUGUUUGAUCUCCCCCUGUAAACCACGGUAACUCAGGAAGAAAAACGUAUUGCACAUUUGCACCUUCCCUGCCAC